Messenger RNA from Hyla sarda, 3586 nucleotides. RefSeq names its product basic leucine zipper nuclear factor 1 (gene BLZF1). Bases 438 to 1604 code for a protein of 388 amino acids. The record is from RefSeq and is a predicted model, not a curated record. The transcript has 7 exons. Gene Ontology annotation, cellular component: Golgi membrane. Gene Ontology annotation, biological process: Golgi organization; Golgi to plasma membrane protein transport. NCBI's taxonomy places the organism in Eukaryota, Metazoa, Chordata, Amphibia, Anura, Hylidae.
CUUUUGCUGUAGACUAGUAAACAGGCAGAAUUAGGUAUAUAAUGCCCCACUAUUUACAUUACCAGCUAAAUAUCAGCAGAUUGUGCCAGGAUGUAGGUGUGGAUUCAGUGCCUAUGCUCUGAAAAAAUCUUACAUAUUACCUUAUCUUGGCUGUAAUGGAAAUUCCCUUUUAGGCAAUGACUUCCUCAUAUGCCACUCUGUUCCUAGACAGCAGCCAGUCUAAAAAAAAAGGGGGGAGAAGUCAGGUUAGUUAUGCUGCCUUAUGUCUGUAAUUUCCAGCGAUCAUCGGAGACAUGACAGAAUCUUUUUAUGCAUAACUACACGAUGACAGCUGUAUCUCCUCUGCAUUGCGGAAACCACAAAAAGAUUAUUAGAACAUAAUUAUAACUUUGCAUCUAGCUCUUCAGUCACACUUCAUAACACACUGUGAAGACACCAUGGAGACAAUGUCGGCUUCUCCACCAAUUCGUGGGACCGGGGAUGGGAUGGAGACAAAAGAGACCUUAAAAUCUGUUGAAAUUAGAACAUUGCACACCAAGACCGCUCACAGUCCAAAAAGAAAAAGUUCUCCGACACCAUCCAUUAGUCCUGGUGUCCUUCAGCUGGGCAAAGUUCAGACAGAGAAAGCAGUGGAGAUAGAAGCAUUCCGACUUAUCAUUCCUAAAUCUGCAAUAACCCACACAGUUCUGACUAAGCAGGUUAAAUCACAGGAGGUGAAUGGACAUAAUAAGGUAGAACUGGUGGACUGUGUAACUGAACCAUGGAAACAACUCUCAGAAAUGAAGAGCACUUUAGAAAAAUUGAAGAAUUCAGAGAGGCGAUUACUGCAAGACAAGGAAGGGCUUUCUAACCAGCUUAAAGUCCAGACUGAGGUUAAUAGAGAAUUGAAGAAGUUGCUGGUGGCCUCUGUCGGAGAUGAUUUACAAUAUCAUUUUGAGCGCAUUGCUCGAGAAAAGAAUCAACUUAUUCUUGAGAAUGAAGCAUUGGCGCGGAAUACAGCCCAGCUCUCAGAACAGCUAGAACGCAUGUCAAUUCAGUGUGAUGUAUGGAGAAGCAAGUUUCUUGCCAGCCGUGUUAUGGCAGAUGAAUUGACUAACAUAAGGGCAAAUCUUCAGAGGCAAAAUAGAGAGACCCAAAGUGCACUUCAAGAUUUGUUAAGUGAAAGGGACCAGUGUCGGCAGGAAAUGUCUGAAACACAAAAAGUAUUAGAAGAGCUUCUCAUCUCUUUGCAAUGGGGAAGGCAGCAGACUUAUUACCCUAUUGCUCAACCAUACUCUACCACAGAGCUUGUGGCAGCAAACCGGAAUUUAGCAGUGGCUGUAAAGUCUCAUCUUAUUGGAAACACUGGAUCAGAAAGCCCUAAACACGCUUCACAGACAACUGAAUUUUGCAGUACUCCUGCAGAAAAAAUGGCAGAAAUGAUACUAAAGACACAGGAUCCUAUUACAUGUUCUGAGAUGUCUUCAGAAAUUUCCUUCUCGGACUCCUCCCCUUCCUUUUUAGCUGCCAAAAAAAGUAUUGGACGAUUUCAUCCAUACACCAGAUAUGAGAAUAUAACCUUCAAUUGCUGCAAUCACUGCCAGGGAGAACUGAUCGCUUUAUAAGAGGACUUAGCCCUUACUAGUGAAGACAAUGUUAGUCAGAUAGCAAUAAUUUCUAUGCUCAGGCCUAAGAUGAUGGCACACGGCACAGUGCAAUAAAAACUUGUUCAGAGGGAAAUAAUGAAUAUACCGUUCUAGCAGAAGCUACAGUCAGGUACAUAAAUAUUUGGACAUGGACACAGUUCUAAAAUUUUUGGCUCUAUACACCACCACAAUGGAUUUGAAAUUAAACAAACAAGAUGUGCUUUAACUGCAGACUGUCAGCUUUAAUUUUAAGGGUAUUUACAUCCAAAUCAGGUGAAAGGUGUAGGAAUUACAACAGUUUGCAUAUGUGCCUCCCACUUGUUAAGGGACCAAAAGUAAUGGGACAGAAUAAUAAUCAUAAAUCAAACUUUCACUUUUUAAUACUUGGUUGCAAAUCCUUUGUAGUCAAUUACAGCCUGAAGUCUGGAACGCAUAGACAUCACCAGGCAUUGCUGGGUUUCAUCCCUGGUGAUGCUCUGCCAGGCCUCUACUGCAACUGUCUUAAGUUCCUGCUUGUUCUUGGGGCAUUUUCCCUUCAGUUUUGUCUUCAGCAAGUGAAAUGCAUACUCAAUCGGAUUCAGGUCAGGUGAUUGACUUGGCCAUUGCAUAACAUUCCACAAAAAAACUCUGGUUGCUUUUGCAAUAUGCUUUGGGUCAUUGUCAAUCUGCACUGUGAAGCGCCGUCCAAUGAGUUCUGAAGCAUUUGCUGAAUAUGAGCAGAUAAAAUUGCCCAAAACACUUCAGAAUUCAUCCUGCUGCUUUUGUCAGCAGUCACAUUAUCAAUAAAUACAAGAGAAGCAGUUACCAUUGGCAGCCAUACAUGCCCAUUAUGCUAUGACACUACCACCACCAUACUUCACUGAUGAGGUGGUAUGUUUAGGAUCAUGUUCCUUUCCUUCUCCAUACUCUUCUCUUCCCAUCACUCUGGUACAAGUUGAUCUUGGUCUCAUCUGUCCAUAGGAUGUUGUUCCAGAACUGUGAAGGCUUUUUCAGAUGUCGUUUGGAAAACUCUAAUCUGGCCUUCCGGUUUUUGAGGCUCACCAGUGGUUUACAUCUUGUGGUGAACCCUCUGUAUUCACUCUGGUGAAGUCUUCUCUUGAUUGUUGACUUUGACACGAAUAAGCCUACCUCCUGUAGAGUGUUCUUUAUCUGGCCAACUGUUGUGAAGGGGGUUUCCUUCACCAGGGAAAGAAUUAUUCGGUCAUCCUCCAGAGUUGUUUUCCUUGGUCUUCCGGGUCUUUUGGUGUUUCUGAACUCACCAGUGCGUGCGUUCUCUUUUAAGAAUGUUCCAAACAGUUGUUUUGGCCACACUUAAUGUUUUGGCUAUUUCUUUGAUGGGGUUGUUUUGUUUUUUUCAGCCUAAUGAUGGCUUGCUUCACUGAUAGUGACAGCUCUUUGGAUCUCAUCUGGAGAGUUGACAGCAACAGAUUCCAAAUGCAAAUAGCACACUUGAAAUGAACUCUGGACCUAUUAUCUGCUCAUUGUAAUUGAGAUAAUGUGAGAAAAACACGAACCUCGCCAAGGAACAGCUGACAAGUGGGAGGCACAUAUGCAAACUGUUGUAAUUCCUACACCGUUCACCUGAUUUGUAUGUAAAUACCCUCAAAUUAAAGCUGACAGUCUGCAGUUAAAGCACAUUUGUUUGAAAUCUGUUGUGGUGGUGUUUAGAGCCAAAAAUGUUAGAAUCGUGUCGAUGUCCCAAUAUUUAUGCACCUGACUAGGUGUUUUGAGAGUCACGGUGUGCAGUGACUUUUUAUUGAGGUCCUUUAACACUAUUAGGUCAUUCCAUUAUGCAAUCUUUUUAAAGUUGCUUUCUUCAGUAUUCUUCCCCCAGGGAUAUUUGACAUAUUUUUGUUGUUAUUUUCAGUGUUUUCAGACUGUAUGUCUUGUAUUAAUUUAAAGGAACAGGUAUUAUUAAAAUGCUGUGUUUUCAUCUAUUUUUUUCUGAAAUAUCAUUUAUA